Molecule: messenger RNA, 4381 nt
Organism: Conger conger (European conger)
Lineage: Eukaryota; Metazoa; Chordata; Actinopteri; Anguilliformes; Congridae
Gene: mocos
Product: molybdenum cofactor sulfurase
Exons: 15
Coding region: 100-2649 (849 amino acids)
Biological process (GO): Mo-molybdopterin cofactor biosynthetic process
Molecular function (GO): molybdenum cofactor sulfurtransferase activity; pyridoxal phosphate binding; molybdenum ion binding
Source: RefSeq, a predicted model, not a curated record
GUGUCGACAUAUCCUGAUAUUCUAAAAUCCGAGUUUACAUUGGUUUUGUUUCAGUGUUGCGUUGUAGUGCAGCUUAGCUAAUCUCUCCAUAUUAAAAUAAUGGAUAACUUCGCAAUGGAUUUUAACCAGUUUUGCACUUUUGAUAGUUUCAAGAGAGUAUGGGAACAUUAUGGUUACGAUAAUACUCAAAAGGACGUCAUAGAGGAAGAGUUCACUAGGAUUAAAGGAAUUACAUACUUGGAUCAUGCUGGAACAACAUUAUAUCCAGAGUCUCUUAUUAAAGGAUUCUUCCAAGAUAUGGCUAGUAAUGUCUAUGGCAACCCACAUAGCCAUAACCCAAGCAGCAGGAUGACCCAUGACACAAUUGAACGUGUCCGCUACAGGAUAUUGCAGCAUUUCAACACCAGCCCUGAGGAGUAUGCCGUGGUUUUCACUUCCGGCUGCACUGCUGCACUCAAACUUGUGGCUGAGAGCUUUCCCUGGAAGACAGCCUCCACUGAGGAUCUGGGAAGUCAGUUCUGUUUCCUGACUGAUAACCACACUUCAGUAGUGGGAAUCAGAGCAGUAGCAUCCUCAGUUGGAGCUGAAGUUGUUUCCAUUUUACCAGAAGAAGUAGAAAGCAGAGUAAAAGACUUGUCACAGACAGGUUAUAAAGCACACCAAGUGCCGCACCUGUUCAGUUACCCUGCUCAAAGCAAUUUCUCUGGAAAGAAAUACCCCCUAUGGUAUGUGAAGGGUAUCCAGAACAGGAAGCUCUUCCCCUCCUGUGACAGGGAAGGAAAAUGGUUUGUUUUACUGGAUGCCGCCUCUUUUGUAAGCUGCUCAUUUUUGGAUCUCCAAGAACAUCCAGCUGAUUUUGUGUCCAUCUCUUUCUACAAGAUGUUUGGCUUCCCCACUGGACUGGGAGCUCUGCUUGUCAGAAAUGAUACAGCAUCCAUUCUUAAAAAAACAUAUUUUGGAGGAGGGACAGCAGCAGCUUAUUUGGCAGAAGAAGACUAUUUUGUAGCAAGGCCAACCACUUCCAGCAGAUUUGAAGAUGGCACUGUAUCUUUUCUGGAUAUAAUUUCCCUACACCAUGGUUUUGAGACACUGCAGAGGCUCACUGGUGGCAUGGACAGAAUCCAGCUGCAUACCUUUGGUCUUGCACGCUACACAUACAUUUUGUUAGCCAGCCUUCGCCAUAGCAAUGGAAAACCAGUGGCUCUGAUCUACAGUAACACAGACUACGAAGACCCCAGCAUGCAGGGUGCCAUCCUUAACUUCAACCUACUGGACAACCAAGGAAGCUUUGUGGGGUACUCUCAGGUGGAGAAACUGGCAAGUCUUUUCAAUAUCCAUGUUCGCACUGGUUGUUUCUGCAACAUAGGUGCCUGCCAGUUUCACCUGGGCAUCACCAAUGACGCAGUGAAGAGUAACCUACAGGCAGGUCACUCGUGUGGAGACAACAUGGACCUUAUUGAUGGGCGUCCAACAGGGUCGGUUCGCAUAUCCUUCGGUUAUAUGUCCAGCUUCAAUGACUGUCAGACCUUUCUUAAGUUUAUAGUGAAGUGCUUUGUCCAAGGGCCAGUAAAGGUUGCGGAAGAAAGCCUGGAAAGACUGAGACCAGCAGCUCCUCCUCUCAUCCAGCACCCCCCGCACCAAUUACCAGGUGUCCAGUCUGACAAUCACAGGAAGAAGGAGGAGUGUGAUUUGACUGCUGCAAAGAUAAUCUCCACUGGGGAACCUGUUACCCCAGCAGCUAGCGCCAUGGAAACCCCUGGAACACUGACCAACAUCUUCCUGUAUCCAAUAAAAUCCUGUGCAGCCCUGGAGGUGAGCGAAUGGCCCUUGGGACCACAGGGUCUAUUGUAUGACAGGGUAUGGAUGGUAGUGAACAGAAAUGGAGUUUGUCUGAGCCAGAAACAAGAGCCACGCUUGUGCCAGAUUCAUCCACAGAUCCAUUUGGACACAGAAAACCUGAGUGUAAAUGCAUCAGGAAUGAAUCCUGUGUUUGUUCCUCUGGAGGGCAGCAGUGAGCAAUAUCAGGAAGAGCCUGUGUGUCAAAGCAAGGUGUGUGGGGACAGGGUGCAAACAGUGGACUGUGGUGACAGAGUAGCUGCUUGGCUGUCUGAGUUCCUGGGGAAACCCUGCCGCCUCAUCCGACAGAGUUCAGAUUUCACCAGAGGCAUGAGGGGCCAUAAGACAGGAGGUCCAGCAGUUCCCCUGUCUCUGGUGAAUGAAGCCCAAUACUUGAUCAUCAACAGGGCUAGUAUAGCUGUCCUUCAGGAGCAUAUCAACCACAGAAACGGUACUGGCAGCCAACAGCACGGUGAUGUCCGGCAGCUGAUUCACCGUUUCCGUGCAAACCUGGUAAUCUGGGGAAAGGAGCCCUUUGAAGAGGAUGAAUGGACCAGCUUGAAGAUUGGCAACACCCUUUUCAAGGUGGCGGGACAAUGUGGCCGGUGUCAGAUGAUUGGAAUCGAUCAGUCUACAGCAGCCAGGAGUCAAGAGCCUCUGCAAUCACUUGCUGCCUGCCGCAGUGGAAAGGCCACCUUUGGGAUUUACCUGAGCCACAAUUCACAGGAGACCUCAACUUCUGUUUUAACAGUGGGGUCCCCUGUCAUUCCUGAAACACCAGCUACCCACCAUAAAACAAACUGUACACCUUAACGGCACUAAAAGGUGAUACACUUAUUAUUUUUUACAGUUCAAGGCAAGCAUUUGAAUAUGAAAUGCAAAUUAAUCAAAAGGAUGGAAGAGAGACCAAUUCAAAUUACUGCCUUUUAUGGUUAUAUGUUAACUCCACUCAAUUUGACAUUGUAUGAUUCUAUUUCAUUCAAUUCUGUCUUCAUGAAACAGAUUAGCCAUAUUCAGAUUGACUGUAUGAUUUAUGUCAGGUAAUAUCAGGUAAACCUACAUUGUAGACAGUCGGCUGUGUGAGAGGAGAAUGGCCUAGCUUUGUUAAUUGUAUAUUACUUUUAGUAAAUGGAUACUGAAAGUAAUAUACUACAUACUAACUAGAAAUUUAUCUUUUACUUCUUACUUGACAUUUUUCUUGUUUUCAUGAAAACUUAAAUAUGUUUCAGAUUAUUUAAUUACUUUGAGUGUAUUCAAACACUUAUUAAUUCUAAAUGACUUCCUCAGAAAGACACCUUAGGAUGCCAUCUUAAAAUUCUGUCUCCUACUUCUUCACAUAGAGCCAGCAUGGGAGUAUUUUGGAUAUUCAGUGGGAUUGUUUCACUGCCUACAUGUGCAUUUAUGCUUGUCACCGGUAGAUGGCAGUGUGUCAUAGUAUUUAAUGAGAGCAUCAUUCAGGCUAAUGAGUGGAAAAUCUUUUAACUGUUUGUUUGUAUUGAUUCAUUCAUUUGCAAAACAUUAGCCAAAUGUAUAUUGAUAUGAGGUAGUAAAGUAUUUGUUGAGUGAAUGGAGGUGCCAUCAAACAAUACAUUUGUUUUGCGUCAAUUUCAGCCAUUACCAUUAGCAUAGUAUAGUAAUACUUGUAAUAUGUACUCUCAACCCCAGAUAAUGACAGCUGAAGAUUACGCUCUAAUAUGCAAUCAGUGUUUGUUUAUAUUGCUAAUUGGAUAACUGAGCCAGGAUACAUGUUUGAAACAAAAUACUUCACACAGGCCCUCUGGCAGUGCUCCUUUUCAGUAGUUCUCAAACCUCUCCUCGAGUACCCCCAACCGGAUCCAGGUAUUUGAUGUGAUACAACUAAUGAAGCCCUUGAAAGAACGUCUAGCCAGCCUAGUUUUAGCUGACCUUAUGGUACAGGUUUAAGGCCAGUGUAAUAGGUCAACAGUUGAACUGCUUUUAAUCCCGUGCAGUCCUACUUGCACAAGACCUUAUUUAUUGUUGGGUUUAUGAUAUGUCAGAGUGUCAACUUCGUCAGGUUCAUAGGACUACAAUGUUAUAUGCCUGACAUGUAAUGCUAUAAACUGUAGAACCCAAAGGAUGUACUAUGUGUUAAUAAGUUGUAUCCAUGGGCACAGGAAUUCCUUACAUAUAAGAUAUCGACCUAUGUAAGCAGAUACAAUACAAAAGUCCCAAAGCUACUAAGAAGAUAAAUAAUGUAAUGGUGUAUGUCAGGGAUGUACGUCUAGAUCUACAUAUCUCAAACACAGAAGGCUUGAAAUGCACACACCUUCACAACUGAAGAUCCAGUGACAUUCCUGUGCACUGCGAGACAGGUUUAAGAUAUGCACUCUGUUACACCCCUGACAGAUUUACUGAUAUGCAGAGCAGCAGGAUUUUCUCCUCAGCUGACUGAGUCAAUGCUCAGGAUGGUGCUUUAUAAUCAUAGCCAAUCAUCUCUUCACAUUAGCCAGCAUCCCAAAAGCCAAACCCAAAAGGGUUUUCCAGCAAGAUAUUGUUUAUUUUAUUUGUUUCUGCAAAUGAAUGU